AAAAAUGAAAGUAGAAUAAGGUUAAAGGUCAGGGAUCAGGUAAUAGGACCAAGACGUGCAAGAAACCGGCUGCUUUAGUCAUUGGUGGAGUGUCAUCGUAGCUACAGACAGAUUAAAAACAUGGCACAGCCGACAGGGGACAUUGCUUUGAUUGGACUGGCAGUCAUGGGCCAGAAUCUAAUUCUGAACAUGAAUGACAACGGUUAUACAGUCGUUGCUUUUAACAGAACUGUCGAAAAAGUAGAACAGUUUCUACAAAAUGAGGCCAAAGGUACAAAGGUUGUGGGGGCCAAAUCUCUGGAGGACAUGGUCAGCAAACUGAAGAAGCCAAGGAGGGUCAUGUUACUGGUCAAGGCCGGGCAGGCAGUGGAUGACUUCAUUCUCAAACUGGUACCAUUACUUGAAAAGGGAGACAUCAUUAUUGAUGGAGGAAAUUCAGAAUACCAGGACAGUAAUAGGCGCUGUAAGGCAUUGGCUGCCCAGGGCCUGCUGUUUGUGGGGAGUGGUGUAUCGGGGGGAGAAGACGGUGCUAGAUACGGCCCCUCCCUGAUGCCAGGGGGGUCAGAACAAGCUUGGCCAGCUAUCAAGGGUAUUUUCCAGUCCAUAUCAGCCAAGUCUGGCAACGAGCCAUGCUGUGAUUGGGUGGGUCCUGAUGGAGCCGGACACUUUGUAAAGAUGGUACACAAUGGCAUUGAGUAUGGUGACAUGCAGCUGAUAUGUGAAGCCUACCACCUGAUGAAGGACGCGCUAGGGAUGUCCCAGGAAGAAAUGGCCGACGUCCUGGAAGAGUGGAACAAAGGCGAGCUGGACUCGUUCCUGAUAGAAAUCUCCCGCGACAUUCUACGCUUCAAGGACAAAGAUGGGAAGUACCUGCUGGAGAAGAUCCGAGACACAGCGGGACAGAAAGGGACUGGCAAAUGGACUGCCGUUUCUGCACUUGAAUAUGGAGUCCCUGUGUCACUGAUUGCUGAGGCAGUGUUUGCUAGAUGCCUGUCCUCACUUCAAGGGGAGAGAAUCGAGGCUAGCAAACAAAUCCCUGGUCCCAGUAAAACCAAGUACGAGGGAGAUAAAAAGCAGUUUGUGAAUGACAUCAAAUAUGCCUUGUAUGCCUCUAAGAUAGUGUCCUAUGCCCAAGGCUUUAUGUUGAUGAGAGAAGCUGCCAAGGACUUGGGAUGGAAGUUGAACUUUGGAGGUAUCGCCCUGAUGUGGAGAGGAGGCUGUAUCAUUAGAAGUGUAUUCCUAGGUAACAUCAAACAAGCUUUCGACAAGAACCCAAAUCUCAGUAAUCUCUUAUUGGACGAUUUCUUCAAGAAGGAGGUCCAGAAAUGUCAGGAUUCUUGGAGGAAGGUAGUGGCCUCAGCUGUGACCUUAGGAAUCCCCACCCCAGCAUUCAGCACCGCUCUGGCUUUCUUUGAUGGAUACAGAUCUGCUAGAUUACCAGCUAAUCUCAUUCAGGCCCAAAGAGAUUACUUUGGAGCCCACACAUACGAGCUUCUGGACAAACCGGGAAACUUCAUCCACACAAACUGGACCGGACACGGAGGGAACGUGUCCUCCACCACCUACCAGGCCUGAUCUCACCGCACCGGUCUCUUGUGUAGGGAGUUGAUGGGGCAUUGAGGGUGAAGGGCAGGAGGGAGGGGCUAUAUCCCCCCACCACAAAUCGGGCUUAAUCUCAUCUCACCAACUGAAUACCAGCUGUGUCAAAUCUACAUCAUAGUGUUGUUUCAUGAGGAAGUUGUUGAAUUUUUCAAACUUGACUGGAUUUAGAAUUAUUUGUAGUAAUCAUUGUUAGUACAUACAUUGUAUGUACACAGAUGGGAUUUUUCAUAUUUUUUUCAUUUAUAGAAGUGGCAAUAUUUUAUCUCAAUCUGAACAAACCGUCUUGUAUAAGUUUAUACAAGCUAUCACUGCAUUAUUUUUUCCCUUUAAAUUAUUUUAAUUCAUUAUUGAUAAUAAAUGUACUUAAAUGUAUUUUGUAAUAAAAACAUACUCUUCAAAAUA
Molecule: messenger RNA, 2004 nt
Organism: Magallana angulata
Lineage: Eukaryota; Metazoa; Mollusca; Bivalvia; Ostreida; Ostreidae
Product: 6-phosphogluconate dehydrogenase, decarboxylating-like
Exons: 14
Coding region: 121-1575 (484 amino acids)
Biological process (GO): pentose-phosphate shunt; pentose-phosphate shunt, oxidative branch
Cellular component (GO): cytosol
Molecular function (GO): phosphogluconate dehydrogenase (decarboxylating) activity; NADP binding
Source: RefSeq, a predicted model, not a curated record